This is a messenger RNA of Branchiostoma floridae (Florida lancelet), 6261 nucleotides long. Its product is annotated as von Willebrand factor A domain-containing protein 8-like. The coding region runs from base 166 to 4980 and encodes 1604 amino acids. Lineage: Eukaryota; Metazoa; Chordata; Leptocardii; Amphioxiformes; Branchiostomatidae. Gene Ontology annotation, cellular component: cytoplasm. Gene Ontology annotation, molecular function: ATP binding; ATP hydrolysis activity. The record is from RefSeq and is a predicted model, not a curated record. The transcript has 42 exons.
GUGAUCGCCUUAGGUCUUCCCGUUCCACGCUACAAGGGGAACCCUCUCGACCCACCGCUACGAUCACGUUUUCAAGCCAGGGAUGUCAACCCCAUUCCCUUCAAGGACCACCUGGAUCUUCUAACAGAGGCAGCACCAAACAUAUCUUCUGACAAAACCUCCCUGAUGUUGUCCUUUGCUACAACCAUGAUAUCACAAGAGUCGUCAUCUCUGGGGCUCCCUGACUUCCCUACAGAUAACCUUGUUAGUGCUGCUAAAAUCCUGAGUGCCCUUCCAGAAGCCUCAGCUCAGAGAUUGUUACACAGACUUUAUCCAUACGAUGUCAUUCUGGGUAAAGAAGGUAGAACAGCCGUGGAAGAUACAUUAAAGAAAUUCGAACUGUUUGAAAAAGAUGCUGAGAGACUAUCACAGAAAGUAGUUGGAGUGGACAGACUACCGGACAAGUCUGGCGCUGUGGUAGAGAUGGAAAUCAACGGGAAACAGUAUCAACUUCAAGUGCCCACAGGAAGUGAAACUGAUGUUGGUUUGAGUGCCUCAGACUUCGUAAACACUCCCUACCACCAGAACCUUCUGGCAGAUAUGGUCCAAUCCCACUUUGUCAAAGACUUCUGUGUCAUCGGUGCAAAGGGAUGUGGAAAGAGUGUUGUAGUGAGAAGAUUUGCAGAUAUGCUUGGUUAUGAAGUGGAACCUAUAAUGCUGUAUCAGGACAUGACAGCUCGUGACUUGUUACAACAGAGGAUCACCCUCCCCAACGGUGACACAGCCUGGAGACCCUCACCACUGGUCACAGCAGCACUGGACGGGAGUAUAGCACUACUGGACGGUAUCCAUAGGGUCAACCCUGGCACUCUGGCCAUCUUACAGAGGCUUGUCCAUGAUCGUGAAUUGACACUUCACGAUGGCACCAGACUUUUGAGACAUGACAGAUACGAAGCAGUGAAGACAGAACACCAAAUAGCUGAUGAGGAAAUGGCCAAAAGGAUGAUUUUCCCCAUCCAUCCUUCGUUCCGUAUCGUCGGAUUGGCUGAGCCUCCGGUGGUGGGCAGCAGCACGCAGCAGUGGCUGAGCGCUGAGCUGCUGACCAUGUUCCUGUACCAUCACAUGAGACCACUGUCCAUGGCUGAGGAGAUGGCAGUGGUACAGGGCAUGGUCCACAAUGCCCCCAAGUCUGCAGUAGAACCACUUCUCACACUCACUCAUGACCUCAGGGAUUCUGGGGACCACACGGUACUGUCCCUGUCCUCUUCACUGUCCACACGACAACUCCUGCGCAUGUCCCGACGGGCGGCCCAGUUCCCACAGGAGAACCUGAACGAAGCUGUCAACAAGGCCUGUCUAUCAAGAUUUCUGCCAAAGCUAGCUCGAUCAGCACUUGAGAAAACUUUGUCUGAUGCUGGAAUCCAAGCCAGUUCCUCCCAGGAAAAGGACAUUGAAAAGAUGCUGUCAUGUGAAGUUAAGGAUGGCCAGGUGAGGAUAGGUACCACCACGGCACAGGUGUACGACCCUGAGAACAGAAUGAAGGUGCCUGAUGUGCUGUUCUAUGACAAUGCACAGCACCUUUCCAUAAUGGAGGACAUGCUAAAAGACUUCAUGUUGGGGGAACAUCUCCUGCUUGUCGGCAAUCAGGGUGUUGGAAAGAACAAAAUUGUGGAUCGAUUCUUGUACCUGUUGAACCGACCAAGAGAGUACUUGCAACUUCACAGAGAUACCACAGUGCAGAGCCUCACCCUACAGCCAAAUGUCCAAGACGGCGUCAUUGUGUAUGAAGAUUCACCACUGGUUCGUGCAGUUAAGCUUGGCCACAUACUGGUAAUAGACGAGGCUGACAAAGCACCCACCAACGUGACGUGCAUACUAAAGGCACUGGUGGAGAGUGGGGAAAUGAUCCUCGCGGACGGCAGGAAAAUUGUCUCAGGAAAGUCAGCCCAGGCCCACCCAGGGAAAGCCAACAUCAUCGCUAUGCACCCAGACUUCCGUAUGAUUGUUUUAGCCAACCGACCUGGGUUCCCCUUCUUGGGCAAUGACUUCUUUGGUGCCAUGGGUGAUAUCUUCAGCUGCCAUGCAGUUGACAACCCCAGCCCAGACUCAGAGAUGUCCAUGCUGCGUCAGUACGGCCCUAACGUCCCAGAACACAUCCUCAAGCGACUUGUUCAGGCGUUCGGCGAGCUACGUGACAUGGCGGACCAGGGACUCAUCUCUUACCCAUACUCCACCAGGGAGGUUGUCAACAUUGUCAAACAUCUAGAGGAAUUCCCAGAUGAAGGCCUGGCCAGUGUUGUGGGAAACGUCUUUGACUUUGACUCCUACAACAAAGAGAUGCAGGAAGUACUGGUGUCCACCCUACAGAAACAUGGCAUCCCUAUAGGGGCACGGCCUGACAGUGUCAACCUCGCUAAAGAAUUCACCCUACCGGCCCCCAAACUUGUUUCUCAAUGGAACAUCCAGACUGGAGGCAGCAGUAAGAGGAAACUUCUAUGUCCAGUGGAGGAGGAGAGACAUCUGAAGAUCAGGGGCCCUGUGACAAUGCCUCUGUACAAGUUCCCAAUGGAGAGAAUGGAGGACAGGUCUACAGAGUUUAGUGAGCUGGUGGCCCACUGGUACAUCCCCACCCACGAGACCAACAUCAUUGGGGAUGUGGCAGUCACCAAAGGGUCCGCGUCUGACAUAGUUCAUGUGACCACCCUGAACCCCAUCUCAGUCUACAGUAUGAACACCAAUGGGAAGACCAUACGACAGAUUGACCUUUACGAUGUCUUUCCCGGUCUGAGGUCAUGGCAGCCCAGUGUGAAGGUGGCAGCGCUCGGAGGUCCCUUAGAAGGCCAGGUGCUUCUACAUGAAGAAAAGACCAAUGUAGUGUUACUGAUUGACAGCAUGACAGGGGACCUCAGGAGACUGUUUCUCACCAAUGUGGUGGAGAAUGCUACAAGGAAGGUCUCCAGCUACUUCAGUGAACAGGAGAAGUACAAAAUGUGCUCUGAAUUUGCUGAUGAGAACUGGGUCGUCUUCUUUCAAGAAAAUGGGAACAAGUUGGACGUGGUGAAUGUCCUGGAUGGUACGGCCUACUCUGUGUCCGUCCCACUGACCAUAGCAGACGUCCACCUGGUUUCAGCUGAUCACUUCCUGCUCACAGAUGCAGAUAAAAACAAGAAGUUUCUCCUAACAAGACCAUAUGAAGGUUCUCCUGUGAGCCAAUUACAUGCCAUCAAUGAAGAUGGGAUAGUUGUUGGCCAGGAAACUCUCCUUGUGAAGCCUGCUCAAGUGAAUGCGGUCGGAAGGGAAGGUCUCUCUGACAGUCAGCUGAGCACAGCGCUGGAUCAGAAGAUCAGUUCUCCCAACAGGAUUGUCGGAGACGAGGCCAACUAUGCUUCCAUUAUCAUUGGCUUCCCCGAGUUACUGUCUGGGAAUGAAGUUUACACUUUCCCGAGAAAAGCAGAGGAUGAAAAUGAAGACCCCACCAAGCAAGACCCGUUCUUUAAGGGCAGACCCAAACCUCCCAACAGAGAGACAGAGGUCCUCCCUGGCUCAGGACAAGUCGUCAGGAUUGUUCCUCAUUGGAAGGCACCGAAAGAACUCAAAGGAGAACUUGGUCACCUGACCCACAGUUUUGCUGGCUUACUAGAAGUUGUAGACAUGGGUGCCAAGAAGGUUCGCUAUAUUCCAAUCCCAAGAGCCCAAUCAGUGUCUCCGUAUGUCUCCUGGCUGGCCAACAUGUCUGAUGUCAACGUUGUCAUGGCAACAGCCAGCCGUGAGGGGCUGGUUACCGUGGACGCAGGAGGGUGUGUCAGGCUGUGGGAGACGGGAUUGGCCAAUCUGGAGAGGUCCCUUGGGGAAUGGAGGCACAUGAUUGGUCAACAGGAUGGCAGACCCCUUCAGGUAACCUAUGAACGUGAACUUGGGAAGAAACCAGAAAGCCCCAAACAUGGAAAGGUGGAUCCUACAGGUGCUCCACAUGUAGGUGGGAACACAUGGGCAGGUGGAACAGGUGGCAGAGAUACAGCAGGGUUAGGAGGUAUUGGUGGUCCCUACAGACUGGAUGGGGGAAACCCUGUGUACCAGGUACCUGACUGGGAGAAAGAACAGGUUCCAGAGGAGGUUAAAAGGGCAGCCAGAGAAAUGGCCAAGAAAGCUUUUGAAGAAAGGUUGAGAGAGAUAAAGAUGAGUAAGUAUGAUGCUGAGUCGUAUGAGAAGAUCUCAGGAGGAGUGAAGAGACAGGUGCAGUCUCUACGUGUCAUCCUGGACAGUCUGCAGGCUAAGAGUAAAGAGCGCCAGUGGCUGAAGCACCAGACAUCAGGGGACCUGGACGAGGCUAAACUGAUUGAAGGACUGACGGGGGAGAAGGCUAUCUACAAAAGGAGGGGGGAACAGGAACCUGAGUUGGGCGCCCCACAGGAGAAACCCAAGAGGUUACGUCUUGUCGUGGACGUUAGCGGCAGCAUGUACCGCUUUAACGGGAUGGACGGACGUCUGGAGAGAAUGAUGGAGGCCGCCUGUAUGGUCAUGGAGGCUUUCGAGGGGUACGAGCAGAAAUUCAAGUUUGAGAUCUAUGGUCACUCUGGAGAUGGUUACAACAUUCCUGUCAUCACAGAGAAGAAGAUGCCACAAAACAACAAGGACAGACUGGAUGCACUCAAGACUAUGCAUGCCCACUCCCAGUUCUGUAUGAGUGGAGACCACACUUUAGAGGCCACAGAACAUGCCAUCUCCAACAUUGUAAAGGAUGAGGCAGAUGAGUACUUUGUGAUCGUGUUAAGCGAUGCUAACCUGGACAGAUACGGCAUCUCUCCCCGACUCUUCUCAAAGGCACUGACAGCAGAUGAGAACGUUAAUGCCUUCGCCUUGUUCAUUGGAACACUGGGAGACCAGGCAGAAAGAUUGACUCGAAGUCUCCCAGCAGGAAAGGCCUUUGUCUGCCUGGACACCAAGAACAUCCCCCAGGUCCUGCAGCAGAUCUUCACAUCAACCAUGCUGGCUACAAAAUAGAUUAUACAUUAACUACCAACAACAUACUAUUCUCAAGUGUGUCCAUAGUGUAACUAUAAUAUUAGCAUGAAAGUUCAUCUGUCUUGGUAAAUAAAAUCAUGAAAAAAAUGUUCUCCAACUUAGCAAAUUUCAUUCACCAGAAUCUUUGAAUCUCUCAAUCUUCUCAGCUAUCUGACCCAGGUGCUGUAGACGAGAAUCUAGAAGGUUGGUGUGUUCAGAUGUACAUGUAGAUGGCUUCCUUCACUUUUCUCACAAAUUCUGUGAUUGAAAUGACUCAAGUUGGAUAACAGUUUAUUUUUCUCAUUAGAUUGAAUUUCUCAAGUGUAUCCCUAAUAUAAUCAUAAAAUAUCUUGAUAAUUUCAUCAGGUUGGGUCACUGGAUAACAGGGUUUUUUAAAAUUCACAACCAAUAUAUUAUACUAGUAUACAAUCAUAUGUUAUGUAUCAAAUCUUUGUGCCUACUUAAGGUUCUCUCUACAUAUCUAUAGUAACCAUACAGAGGUAGAGUUGCACUUCUGGAAAGAAUUGCUUUAUUCCUUGUCACCUUAUUCUAUUUUACAUAUAUUAAGUAAAGGCUCCUGAUACAAAAAGUUACUGAAGCAAUCAUAACUGCAUACAGUGUAAGUUUAAUUUGUAGAUGGUCAGAUGCUGCAGACAACAUUCAUUAUCUUUUGUCAGUGACAAAACUUAUGUAUUGUGUGUCUUAUUGCCUUGGUGUCUAACAUUCAUUGAACAAUCCUACAAGUUCUAAGUGGUACUAGUAUUUUGGACAUUGCUAUUUUAUUACCCUCAAGCUAACUCUAACAUGGAAAGAUACGAUGAUGGAAACAAGUGAUAAUAUUUUUAUCAAAGUACAUUUUGCCAAGCUAUAAUAUGUAUACUGUAAGAAAUAAGAUUUUUCUGUGGUAUAUCUUAUUUAUGUACAAUUUUAUGAACUCUGUUGAGCAGAGUGUUUUAAUCAUGACAGGUAGAGUUGGUUUGACUUUGGUUAAGUCCGACAAUGAGAUAUUAUAUAGAAUAUGGUGAUUUGUCAUCUAUGUCAUUUUUUGUUGGAUUAUUGUAUUCAAGUUCUCGAGUGAAACAAGCCAUAGUGACUGAUCAUGAAUAUUGUAUUACAGCAUGAAAACAAUGGGAUAUUGAUUGUCAGAUUUUAGUCACGAAUCAUUCAUCUGAUGAAGGUCGGAGUAUUCGGCCGAAAAUUUAUGGUGAGUUUCUUUCUUUGUGUUGAAACAAAGUUUAAACUGUUCACUAUAAACAUUACCCAUAUUCAGGAAAAUAAGAA